AUGCCUCAUGUCACCAUCUCGCCCCGCCCUCGAGGCCCGAGCUCUGUUCCAUCGACUGCUCUCCCUGAGGUCAAGAUCUCAACGGCGGUCCUCGAGCCUCUCUUCCGUCUCUCGAUGAAGGAUGCCGCAAGCCGUCUGGGGGUCUCAACCACCAGCCUAAAGGCUGCCUGCAGGAAGCUCGGCAUUUCGCGAUGGCCUUCGCACAGAGCCAGGGAGCAAGGGCUGUACCGGAGAGCUCCAGCUGGAUUGACUGAGGGCCUUCCGGACCUGACAAGCUCAGCACCGAGCUCUAGAGCACAUGGCACAGAGAACAACAGGGGUCUUGUGAGGGAGGGACUGGGACAGUCAGAGGGGAGCAGAGGUAAGAUGGAGCAGUGGGACGUUGAGCAGGCGGUAGACGAGGGCUGGGCCUGCCUUGAACCGGGAUGGAUAAUGGAGUACAUGAAGGCAGGAAUGCAUGAGGACGAUGACCUGGGAGACUGA
Messenger RNA from Guillardia theta CCMP2712, 483 nucleotides. RefSeq lists its product as hypothetical. The coding region runs from base 1 to 483 and encodes 160 amino acids. Lineage: Eukaryota; Cryptophyceae; Pyrenomonadales; Geminigeraceae. The transcript has 2 exons. The record is from RefSeq and is a predicted model, not a curated record.